Onthophagus taurus is the source of this 660-nucleotide messenger RNA. The record is from RefSeq and is a predicted model, not a curated record. NCBI's taxonomy places the organism in Eukaryota, Metazoa, Arthropoda, Insecta, Coleoptera, Scarabaeidae.
AUGUUUCUGCCACCCAAUUGUACUCCACUUAUCCAACCUAUGGAUCAAAAUGCAAUUCGUUUAACGAAAGUGUAUUACCGGAAAAGUCUCUUAGAACAUGUUCUAUCUAUAGAGGAAGACGAUAUUUCCAAAGCACUGAAGAAUAUUUCUAUUAAGGAUGCUGUGUUCAUGCUUGCCAAUGCUUGGGACAAACUAUCGGCUAAUUUAAUAGCAAAAUGUUGGAGAAAUGUAUUUGGACAAUCAGAUGAGGAAAAGGACCCUGAUGACGACAUUCCAUUGUCAAUUCUAAAAAUUAAAUGGAUGUCGGUUCAAAAAACAGAACAAGGUGAACAAGAAUUAAAAGAAAUCGGUGCUAUGCUCCAGCAAAUAAACAAUGAUCAUCAUCCUUCGCAAUCAGAAGUUAACGAUUGGAUUGUUAGUGAUAAAGAUCAUGUUUCGCUGGAUAGUGACGGCAGUUCUCUCCAUGAAGACGCUGAUACAAACGAAAACGAAUUAAAAGUAAAACAUGAGAAUGCUAUUAAAAGCUUCACAUGUAUUCAAUGGGCGGAGGAGAAUGCAGUCGAUUUAAACACCGUAACAACCCUUAGAAUUCUACGGCAACGCGCCAUGAAAUUUAAACAAGACUGCAUGCGACAAACAAAGUUGUUUGAUUUUUUUUAA